This is a messenger RNA of Solanum stenotomum, 1363 nucleotides long. RefSeq names its product trihelix transcription factor ASIL2. Gene Ontology annotation, cellular component: nucleus. Bases 187 to 1209 code for a protein of 340 amino acids. Lineage: Eukaryota; Viridiplantae; Streptophyta; Magnoliopsida; Solanales; Solanaceae. The record is from RefSeq and is a predicted model, not a curated record. Gene Ontology annotation, molecular function: transcription cis-regulatory region binding. The transcript is spliced from 2 exons.
AAUUAGCUAUUUUGUUUCACCUUUUUCUCCCUUUAAUUCUAGUGGCUUGACCUCCAUCAUUUCCCCCUCCCCUUCUUUCUACCACUAAUCCCUUCUCCCUCCCUAUGUCUUUUUCUUACAGGUCUCAAAUAUUGCUAGCGGCUAACUCAUUGGAAAUGAAAGAGGAUUAUUAGCUAGUUAAUACUAAUGGAUAAAGAAGCUGGAAAUCAUCAUCAUCAUCAAAAUCAUGAAAUUUCUAACAAAGAUGAAUUCUCACCGACGAUUAAGCCGCCGCAAAAUUACCAUGUUCCCACUGGAAACAGUGAUAGACUGAAGAGGGACGAAUGGAGUGAAGGAGCAGUUUCGUGUCUUCUCGAAGCUUAUGAAGCUAAAUGGAUACUCCGUAACAGAGCUAAGCUCAAGGGACAAGAUUGGGAGGAUGUGGCCAAGCACGUGUCGGCGCGUGUCAAUUCAACAAAAUCCCCAAAAACUCAGACGCAGUGUAAGAACAAAAUUGAAUCUAUGAAGAAGAGGUACCGAUCGGAAUCCGCAACCGCCGCCGAUGCUUCUUCCUGGCCGCUCUAUCCUCGCCUUGACCUUUUGUUACGUGGAAAUAAUGCGUCCGCGGCUUCCUCUUCGCUAAUUCCGCCGCCGCUUCCGCCGGCUGCGCCGCCUAAUACUAAUUGUGUGAUUGACGCCGUGGAACCACCAACGCAACCGCCAAUAGUACUACCUCCACCUCCGCUCCCGCCGUCGCCGGCUUUGCCUAUUGGGAAUGGUGAUCAGAAUUCGCAUGGUUCUAAUGGUCUUGACAGAGGAAUAAAGGAAGACAUAUUAAUGGACGCCAAAUUAUCGGACAAUGCAGCAGCAGCAGAUCACAAAAACGCAACGGCUACAAAUAGCAGCAGCACGCCAGCACUGUACAGUGACAACAAGAGCAAGUCAAAAUUGAGAUCAAAGAAUAAGCGAAAGAGGGCAGUGGAAGGGUGGGAGAUCGGAGAGAGCAUACGUUUGCUAGCUGAAGUAGUGGUAAGGUCAGAGCAAGCACGAAUGGAGACGAUGAGAGACAUCGAGAGAAUGAGAGCAGAAGCUGAGGCCAAAAGAGGAGAAAUGGAUCUUAAGAGAACUGAGAUCAUUGCCAACACUCAGCUUGAGAUUGCUAAGCUCUUUGCUAGCAUUACCAAAGGAUCAGUUGACUCUUCAUUGAGAAUUGGAAGAAGUUCAUCAUGAGCUAGAAAAUAAUAAUACUACUCUAGCUAGCUAGCUGUGGAAAUAGAAAUAACCUUGUUAUCAUCUUUUAAUUUGAUGAUAUCCUUCUUGACCCAGCCACUAUCUGGACAUUUUAUUUAGAUUACUAAUAAUAAUUAACUUCUAUUUCCAUUUU